AUUCAUCAAACAGGUGGCGAUCUUUUUUACAUGAUUAAAAGAAAAAAAAUACGAAAGAAAAAGCCUUAGAGACUAAAAAAGGAGGCAACAAAUUAUGGUAGAAACCGCGGGUUGUUGUGGAUUACUACAAGCAUGUUGCCAUCGCCAUGACCCUCAAAAAUACAUUAUCCAAGGAGAAUUUGAGAUCGAUCGCAGUCCUUGGUUCUCCCUCUGUGCCUCUGGAUUAUCUGUUGCUGUUCGGCUUUACAGCCAAAACAUGGAUCCAACCACGAGAAAAGGGAUUGAAAGUGAGAAUGCAUAUAUAAUGGGGAAAGAGCUGGAAAGGAAAAAACAUGAAGUCUUAAAGGUGCCCACGAAAGUGAUUAAAUUCAAAUUGAAGUUCGAGGUGACGCAAGAUUUCGGGAUUCCAAGGGCUUUUGUUGUUGAAAACAGAGAUAAGAAGCAUGAGUUUUUCCUCAAAUCCGUCACAUUGCAUUACAUUAAGCAUCCAAAUCUGGAGGAACAGAAGUUUCAUUUUUAUUGCAGUUCUUGGGUUUACCCUAUCACCAAAACCGGAUUUAAACGGAUUUUCUUCUCAGAUCAAUUAUAUCUUCCGAAGAAAACGCCGGAGGGUUUAGUAGAAUUGAGAAAAAAAGAACUUCAAAAAUUGCAAGCCCCAAGACCGAAGGGUAAAUGGAACCCAUGGGAUCGAAUUUAUGAUUAUGAUGUCUAUAACAAUCUCGGAGAUCCUGAAAAUGGUCGACUGUAUGAUAGACCUGUGUUGGGUGGUUCCACUAAAUUUCCAUACCCACGUCGGUUGAAAACGGGCCAUCCUAAUUGCCAACACGACCAUUCAAGAGAGUCAGGACCAGCAAGCUGCUUCCAGUUUUAUGUUCCACCCGAUGAGCGAAUGAGCUACGAAAAACUACAAGAACUGAAAAACAACUUCGUCGAGGCUCUUAUUCGAUUUCUUGCGCCGGAAUCAACGCUCCCACACUUGUGGGAUCGAGAAUGUCCCGACUUCGUCAACAGAGUUGCACAUUUCUUUGUACCCAAGGCAGCGAUAUCGAAGAAAGAUGUUAGAUUCAUUCGAUCCAUAAUAGAUUUCUGUAGAACGCUAAAAUUACCAUCUUCUCAUGGAGGUCCCAGCAGGUCAGAUCCAAGUGAGGAACAAGACAUAUUUGAAGACAUUAUAAGCUUUUAUGCAGACAAAGAAGUGGAAGAACUGGAUAAUUCGGACAAGCAGCGGCUAGAAAAAUUGGUACCCAAGGAAAUUCUUAACCAAGUUGUUGCCACUCUUGCUCUCAAAAGACAUGAUGUCAGUGCUCAAUUGCCUUCAAUUAUAGCAGAGGAUAAAUUCGCUUGGGCUGAGGACAAGGAGUUUGGUCGCCAAAUGCUUGCAGGAGCAAAUCCUGUUCGAAUCCGGAAGUGGAAGUGGCAGGAGGCGGAUGUGUCACUUCUAAGGGAAAUUAUAGAGAAAAUGUGGGAAUAUGAUUCUGAGUCACCUAAACAUGGUGUGCUAAAGGAAAUGAAGUGGAACAAGCAGAAUUGGGAAGCUUUGUUUAAGGAAAAGUUUAACCAGCCGCAAUGGCAAGAUUUUUAUAAGGCACUGGUAAACGAUAGGGUAUUCAUCUUGGAUCAUCAGUACCUUGAGAAAUUUCUGACAAUGAUAAAUGGGAAAGGUGUUUGUGCUUACGCAACUCGAACAAUACUAAUAGCACCGGACUCAUUGCCCGUAACGCUUCAACCAGUAGGAAUAGAACUAAGCUUGCCUGGUGACUCUCCUAGAUUGGUGCUUCCACAAGAUACUCUCCUAUGGGAGUUUGCAAAAUUUCACGUUGCAUCCAACGAUACAGCUUACCACCAGUUAGUUAGCCAUUGGUUGCAGACACAUGCUGUUGUUGAGCCAUUCAUAAUUGCCACAAGGAGACAGUUGAGCGUAAUGCAUCCAAUCCAUAGGCUAUUGGAUCCUCAUUUCAAAGACACACUGCAUAUAAAUGCAUUGGCUCGAGCCAUCUUCCUUAAUGCUGGAGGGAUUCUGGAGACUCUACUUUUUACUGGUGAAUACUCCAUGGAAUUGUCUUCUCACUUGUAUAAAGAAUGGAGAUUUGAUAAGCAGGCUCUUCCUGAAGACCUUCUCGAAAGAGGUAUGGCGAAACCCGGAGUCAGAGAUGAGGUUGUGUCGGGACCAAUGGAGCAUGUCGAGAGCGACAAAUCAAGAAACAAGGCGGCGACAGGUGCAGAACAGAAGAAGUUUGAGGUUGACGCUGAGGUGGAGCUGGUUUUAGAAGACUAUCCCUAUGCAAAAGAUGGAAUUGAGAUAUGGACCGCCAUUGAAACAUGGGUGACAGAAUACUGCAAUGUUUUCUAUCUUAACGACAAUGAUGUGAAGGAAGAUGAGGAAAUCCAAGAAUGGUGGAAUGAAAUCAAAACGAGAGGACAUAAAGAUCGAACGGAGGGAUGGUACGACAUUAAUACAUUCGAAAGCCUCGUAAAAGCUCUGACAACUCUCAUAUGGAUCACUUCAGGAUUGCAUGCAGCAGUGAACUUCGGACAGUAUGGAUACGGGGGUUGGCCACCAAAUCGUCCCAUGUUAUUGAGAAAAUUCCUCCCAAGAGACGGAGAACUGGGAGAAAUGAGCUAUAUGGAGAUCAUGAAGUUCAUGGAGGAGAUGUUGCCUGAUAAGUUCCAAAUGAAGUUGGCAAUUGCGGUAAUGGAUCUUCUGUCACGACAUACAUCAGAUGAGGUUAAUUUGGGUCAAACAUCACCCCAAAAAGAGGAUCACAAGUCUAUAAUUCAGAAAAAGUUUGAAGAAUUCACGAAAAACCUUAAAGCAAUAGAGCGAAAUAUAAAGGAGAGGAAUAAAGAAUAUCUUUUAAUGAAUAGGUGGGGAGAUGCAAAGAUUCCGUACAAGCUCUUGUACCCGGAUACAUCAAAAUCCAUGCCUCCAACGUCUAAGGAGAAAAGGAAACAUCAUCCUGAGAAGGCGGAUAUUAAUGAAAUGGGAAUCCCUAAUAGUAUUUCCAUUUAAUUUUAUCAGCUAUUUUACCUAUCUUAUCCAAAAAAAAAAAAUUAAUAUUUAUAAAAAUAAUCAUAGUUCAAAAACAUUCAUCCAAAUGACUUGAAAUGAAUAGUUAAUUUGGGUUAUGAGAAUCCAA
Messenger RNA from Gossypium raimondii (Peruvian cotton), 3137 nucleotides. Its product is annotated as linoleate 9S-lipoxygenase 5-like. The transcript is spliced from 11 exons. Gene Ontology annotation, biological process: lipid oxidation. Gene Ontology annotation, molecular function: oxidoreductase activity, acting on single donors with incorporation of molecular oxygen, incorporation of two atoms of oxygen; protein binding; metal ion binding. The coding region runs from base 95 to 3010 and encodes 971 amino acids. Lineage: Eukaryota; Viridiplantae; Streptophyta; Magnoliopsida; Malvales; Malvaceae. The record is from RefSeq and is a predicted model, not a curated record.